This is a messenger RNA of Oncorhynchus mykiss (rainbow trout), 3128 nucleotides long. NCBI's taxonomy places the organism in Eukaryota, Metazoa, Chordata, Actinopteri, Salmoniformes, Salmonidae. The record is from RefSeq and is a predicted model, not a curated record.
AUCCCACAAUGCAUUGCAAAAAACACAGGUCCUUGUUAGAGGCAUAACGUAGCUAGCAAGUUAGCCAUUGAAAGACCGAUCAAAUAUCGUUCAUAUAGUAAUUUAGACUGACUUAUAUGAAAACAGAUAUAAUACGUUGGUUACAAGAGUACAUUGUGUGCACGACGCCUGUUUUCAGGUCACUCCACCUCCCAAGAUGUCGUACCCCCCUCACCUGAACCGCCUCCCCCAGUUGCCCCCCGGGAUUCGCCCUCCCCACUUCGCAGGGUUCCCCCAGGGAGUCCCAGCAGGUACACCCAUGAUUCCAGUCCACAUGGGGAUAAUGACCUCUGCACCUACGGUCCUGGUUCCUACCACAGUGUCUAUGGUCCAGAAGCCUCCUGCUCAGAGGAAAGAGCUGAACCCAGUCAGAGCCAAGGAGAACCAGGAGGGGGGCAGUGGUCCCACCACCACAGUGUUUGUAGGGAACAUCUCCGAGAAGGCUUCAGACAUGCUGGUCAGACAGCUGCUAGCGAAAUGUGGCCUGGUCCUGAGCUGGAAGAGGGUCCAAGGGGCUUCUGGGAAACUGCAAGGUAAAAACAAAACAGCGUUUGGUUUCUGUGAGUACAAGGAGCCAGAGUCCACCCUGCGUUCCCUGCGUCUGCUACACGAGCUGUUGCUGGGAGACAAGAAGCUGCUGGUCAAGGUGGAUGCUAAGACCAAGGCCCAGCUUGAAGAAUGGAAGGCUAGGAAGAGGAACUCCAACGGGGGAGCCAUGUCAGAGGACGGGCUCAAGGAGGAGGAAGAAGAGGAGGAGGAGGAGGAUCUUGAUGAGGACACAAAGCGCCGUGACCAGAUAGUGAAAGGGGCCAUCGAGGGGUUGAUCCGGGAGUACGGCAGUGAGCUCAACGCCCCUUCUCAGGACGGAGACAACCAGCCCCGCAAGAAGAAGAGAGAGAAGAAAGAGGAGGAGGACAUCAAUGUGAUGGAGAUGGAGGAUGACAAAAGAGACCUGAUAUCCAGAGAGAUCUCUAAGUUCCGGGACACUCACAAGAAACUGGAGGAGGAGAAGGGUAAGAAAGAGCAGGAACGGCAAGAGAUCGAUAAGGACAGGAGGGAGAGGGACAAAGAGAGGGAGCGAGAGAGGGAGCGCCGGGACCGCGAGAGGGAGAAGGAGAAGGAGAGAAACGACAACAUCAAGGAGAGAGAGCGGGACAGAGACCGGGACCGCAUCGAUCGGGAACGUGAACGGACGAAGGAGAGAGAAAGGGAGAGGGGAGAGAGGGAACGAGGAGAGAGGGAACGGGGAGAGAGGGAACGAGGAGAGAGGGAGCGAGGAGAGAGGGAACGCGUGAAGGAGCGGAGUCGAGAAGUCAGCAAAGACCGCAGUAAAUCCAGAGAACGGAGCCGCGAUGAGAAGAAACACGACCGCGAGGAAGAUCAGGAGGAGGCGUACGAACGCAGGAAACUGGAGAGGAAGAUGAGGGACAAGGAGACUGCUUACCAGGAACGUCUGAAGAACUGGGAGAUCAGGGAGAGGAAGAAGGCUCGGGACUACGACAAAGAGAACCAGAGAGAGGAGGAGAGACGCCAUGAGAUGACCAAAGAAGCCAAGCGUCUGAAAGAGUUCCUGGAAGAUUAUGACGAUGACAGAGAUGAGUCCAAAUACUACAGGGGUAGUGCUUUACAGAAACGUCUGAGAGACCGUGAGAAGGAGACGGAGCUGGAUGAUAGAGACCGGAAGAGGGAGAAGGAGGAGCAUGAUCAGAUCAGACAGAGACUGUUAGCUGAGGGACACCCAGACCCUGAGGCCGAGCUGCAGAGGAUGGAGGAGGAGGCAGAGCGGAGGCGGCAGCCCCCAGUGAAGCCGGAGGAGGAGGUGCAGCAGGAGAAACCACACAGGGAGAGGGAGCACAGGGAGCACCGAGAGAGGGAGCACCGAGAGAGGGAGCACCACAGGGACAGGAGAGGAGGAGGAGGUGGUGGAGGUGCAGACAGGCCUCCUCCCGAACACCCUCAGUCCCAAUCAGACGAUGACGUGGAGGAUGGAGAGGAGCUUGACGAUCGUGACGGGGACGACUCGUCAGACGCCAGGACACACCCACACCUCAAGCCCACACUGCGGCCAAUCACGUCGGCACCCUCUGUGUCGUCGGGCAGCGGCGGCGCCACGCCCAACUCCCCUGGCAACGAGUCUCCGUGUGGCAUCAUCAUUCCUCAUGAGAACUCUCCAGACGCCCAGCCCACAGAUGAACACCGGCCCAAGAUAGGCCUCAGCCUCAAACUGGGAGCCGGCGCCAGCCCCAGCCAUCAGGUCCACACUGGGAGUAAACGUAAGAAGCUGGCCAACGUCGACAGCGUCUUCAACAAGUUCGGCGAGGAGGAGGCCGACGAGGCGCCUCGUAAACGUAAGCUGGUUCCGCUGGACUACGGCGAGGAUGAUAAGAGCUUGGGUCUGGACGGGGCAGAGGUACCCGGAGGGAAGGGAGGACAAAACACAGAGGAGAAACGGAAACACAUCAGGAGUCUCAUUGAGAAGAUCCCUACAGCCAGACCGGAGCUGUUUAACUACCCUCUGGACUGGACUGCUGUGGACUCGACUCUGAUGGACCGUCGCAUCAGACCCUGGAUCAACAAGAAGAUUAUAGAAUAUAUCGGAGAGGAGGAAGCUACGCUAGUCGACUUCGUUUGUUCGAAGGUCAUGUCUCACGGCACACCGCAGGGGAUCUUGGAUGAUGUUGCCAUGGUUCUGGACGAAGAGGCCGAGGUGUUCAUAGUUAAAAUGUGGAGGCUGUUGAUCUACGAAACGGAGGCCAAGAAGAUUGGCCUGGGGAAAUGAAGACUAGUACUACUACAGUACUACUAUCUAGUACUACUACAGUACUACUAUCUAGUACAACUACAGUAUUACUGCUGUCAAGGACAGUUUUUUCUUCAAGUCUCUUUAUGUCUCUGACUGAUCGACUGAUCACACGGACACCUCUCACUCAGUAGGGUGUCGAGACUAUGAACAUGGGCCUGUUACCAGUCCUCUACCCCCCAACCACCCUCUACCGCUCCCCGACCCCCUCUACCCCCUCUCUACCUCUCCCCAACCCCCUGUACCCCAAUCCCUCCCUACCCCCCUCUACCGCUCCCCGACCCCCUCU